AUGCUUAUUCAGUAUUCAGUUAUUGUUAUAGAAGUAGGCUUAGAGAAUGUUGUUAGAUACUUGAAGAAAAUGGAUAUCAAACCGCCGAGAAAGUUUAGUUUUGAAGGAAAUGUGCAGGAAAAUUUCACAAAAUUUAUACGCCAAUUUGAAGUUUAUAUGUUGGCAAGUGGUGGAAGCCUAAAAGGGGAUCCAGUAAAAAUUGCCAUACUCCUUAAUGUGUUGGGAGAAGAGGGUAUUGAAAUAUACAGUAACUUUGAGUUGACAGACGCACAGAAGAAAGUAUAUAAAACGGUCGUGGAAGAGUUUAUGAAGUAUGUUAAUCCUAGGAAAAGCAUAGUUUAUGAAAGAUUCUUGUUUUACAAUCGAAAACAAGAGUGUGGUGAAUCUUUCGAUCAUUUUGUGAAUGAUUUGAGGACUGCAGUUAAGAGAUGUGAAUUCAAAGACUCCGAAGAAAUGCUACGAUAUAGGAUAAUCUUUGGAAUAUCUGACAAAGAAGUACAGCAGAAGUUGAUUGUUAAAGGAAGUGUCACCCUGGCAGAUGUUGUCACUAUGUGUAGAACAAAUGAAGCAGCCAAGGGCUAUAUACAGACGGUGCAGACAGAAGGAGCGAAAGCUGUGGAAGCACUCCAGAAGAAGAACGCAAGUUCAGCAACUUAUAAGAAGAAACAGCAAGACGAUAGUCAGAAGAAACAAGAAACAGUAACGAGAUUUUUGUGUACCAGGUGUAAAACAAAGCAUUGUGUUCGUAAUUGUCCUGCCUUUGGAAAGAAGUGUCACCGGUGUGGUAAAAUGAAUCACUUUAAAAUUUGUUGUAGAGUUAAGGAAGUUAGAGAAGUUAAGAAUGACGAAUUCACUGCUAGUGGUUCAGAAGCAACGCUUAUGGUGGAAGGCAUUAAGAAAUAUUGUUCGGGUGUUAACACUGUUGGUAAAGCGUGGUAUGAAGAUGUAAAAUUGUACGGUUCUGUUGUGAAAAUGAAAUUAGAUACUGGGGCGGAGGUUAACACAAUUCCAGAAAAGUUAGUGAGGCAACUCAAGUGUAUGAAUAAGAUAGUCAGGGACACAAAAAUGUUGUUAGAGUCAUGGGGAGGAUAUAAAAUUAAGCCUUUAGGAUUUAUUGACUUGGACUGUACUGUUAAAGUCGCAAUUAAAGAAUCUUGCAACAACUCCAAGUCGUGCUCUUCUGACAUCAAUUCCGUUGUUACACCAGUGCAUGAAAAACCGGGCAAACCUGAAGGUCUAAAAUUGACUACCACCAAACCUAGCCCUCCCAAGAAAAGGAAGAGUAUAGCAGCUUGCGAGGAAUAUGGCCAGCCUUAUGAAGAUCACAGGUUUAGAAAUACACAUUACAACCCAUCGAAGGAAACACAGCAAGUGCAAACCGAAAAUUGUAUUACGCACAUAAGCCACCUGCUAGCGACGUUAAAAUAUGUGGAUACAACACAAAGUAAAAAACCACGAGCUAGGAAACUCUUGUGGACACCAGCGGAAAUAUCUGACGAUAAAAUAUUAAGCAAUACUAAACAGAUAAUGGAGACAAUAGACAAAAAAAAAUUAGAGAACCUCAAAGAGAAAAUGAAAUUUUUUGUAAGCAAAGGAAAAGUAUCCUACGCACCUAAUAUCGAAAAGAUGAUCAAUGAUUGCUUUUCGUACCUGAAAAGUAGCUUCAAGAAACUAAAAUUUUUAACUCCAGAAUUUCCACACCUGUCAGCUUUAGCGGUUAACACUAGUAACAACAGAUAUGAAUUUGUGUGCGGUGGAUCUCUGAUUUCGAGCAAAUUCGUAAUCACAGCAGCACAUUGUGUAAAGCCCUCCAAACCAGAUUUUGUUAGAAUGGGCAUUACAUUUAUACCCGAUUUCGUUGAAGAAUUCGACCCAAAUUUUGACUACAAAGUGAAAGAAAUUAUUCCAUAUCCAAAUGACAAUAAAAUCCACGACAUAGCUUUAAUUGGACUUAUAGAGCACGUCACUUUUAGCAAAAUAGUUAAACCAGCUUGUCUUCAUACACAAGAACAACUUCCUAAUAAUUUGAUCAUAACGGGAUGGGGUAUGCGAAGGCUAAAUGAGGGACGAUCCAAAUAUCUAUUGAAGAAAGAGGUACAACUAGUUUCUGCCGAAGACUGCCUUAAAAAUUAUGCAGAUAACGCCGGUACUUCUCAAAUUUGUGUUAUAAGUCAAACAGGAAGUAGUUGCAUGGGUGACUCGGGAUCUCCACUUCAAAUAGAACAAGAAGCCAAAUUCGUUAUAGUUGGAGUAACUUCCAAUGGAAAAAAUUGUGCAACCGCAACUCCUAGUCGUUACAUUAAUAUAUUUUAUUAUUUAGAGUGGAUCGAAUCUGUUGUUUGGCCUGACAAUUUUGGCUAGUAAAUAUAUAAUAAGCCUCAAAUUUUGCUAUUAAAAGACUAGUCACUGCACGCACUACCUAGAAGGAACUCUCAUUCUCUUUUGCAAGCAGAUAUUUAUUGAAUUUCGUUAUUUAUUUGUUUAUUUAUUUCUUAUUAUAUAAGUUUUAUUUAAGUUACCAUUGGUAUCGGCAGU
Messenger RNA from Zophobas morio, 2535 nucleotides. RefSeq lists its product as uncharacterized. Gene Ontology annotation, molecular function: serine-type endopeptidase activity. Lineage: Eukaryota; Metazoa; Arthropoda; Insecta; Coleoptera; Tenebrionidae. The record is from RefSeq and is a predicted model, not a curated record. The coding region runs from base 1 to 2361 and encodes 786 amino acids. Gene Ontology annotation, biological process: proteolysis. The transcript has 5 exons.